Molecule: messenger RNA, 2259 nt
Organism: Hyaloperonospora brassicae
Lineage: Eukaryota; Oomycota; Peronosporomycetes; Peronosporales; Peronosporaceae
Source: the annotation of a GenBank genome assembly
AUGGUACCUGGUCGCUUCUGCUUCGACGAGGAGGUCUUUUCGGCGGAACCCUUUGACGCGGCGGCGUUCCUCGAGGACUGCCGGGCACGAUGGCCCAUGGGAACGAUCGACGAGGACCUGCGGCAAUUCCAAAAGGCGCUCGAGAACCAGCUCGUGGCCAUUAUCAACGAAGACUACACCGAGUUCUUGCAGCUCUCGUCCAAGCUCAAGGGCGUGGACGAGGCCGUCUCGAGCGUGCGUGCCCCAAUCCUGGCAGUGGUUGAGCGCGUCGAACAAGUACAGAAAGCUAUGAGCGCCUUGCAGAGCAAGAUCCAGACGCAGUUGCAAACUGCAGAUGACCUGCGUCAACAGGAGAUUGACCUGAAGCUGAGUAUCAACGUCCUGGAUAAAGUGCUACUGCUGGAAGACUUACUGGAGAUAGGAUCGCCAGAUGACAGCGACGACGACAAGCAGGAGUCGAUCUUGGACGGAGGCAAAGGCACUGAUAUCGACGACGACUCUGACGAUGAUUUUGAGAACUUUGACCGGGUAAAAAAACGGCUGCAUGCACAUAGUGUUGCGGAAGGCUGCGCGAAGUUAGAGCGUGCGGCGCAGCUUUUUGUGCAGCUGGACCUGGAGUUUAUGAACGGCACACACCUCACCACGAUUCAGAGAGUCGAGAAGCGUCUUGCAGUUGUUGAAGAGACGCUUCUUCGUCGCCUUGAAACGGAGUUUGCGACCGAAAUUUUCCCCGAUACUUUUUACAACCGUGACCAUACCAUCAGCGAACUAGCAUUGGGCUAUUUGUUGAGAGCGUAUGUUUUGCUGAAGAAAAGCGACAUUCCUGAAGAAAUGAUCGGGCGUCUGCUUGUCAAGCCGUUUGCGGAAGAAAAUCUCACACGAGGAAAAUUAGACGGUAGAGUUCGUGGGUCCUGUGGAGGCCUGCCGCGAGUUUUCGAGUGCAUCUUGGAUUUCAUUACCAGCAAGUUUGCGGGCACGCUCGCCCUGUCCGUUUGCCAGGGUGAGGCCAAGUGUUCAGUUGACAUACUAGGAAACGCGAUCUGGAAGCCUUUGCAGGACAUUCUGUCGACGAAAUACAGCGUCAUUUUUCAGGCAGCUGAUCCCGACCGCUUCCACAAAAACUACACGACCAGCAUGCGCUUUUUGGCGGAUCUCGAAGAGCGUUUCUGCAAGAGUGAGACAAUGAGAAGCCGAUUUAGGUCCCACGAAAGUGUUGUAGAGUUCAAGGAAAAGUGGAACCUCGACGUGUACUUUCAGCUUCGGGCAACGCAACUUGCUUCGGGUCUUGAGACUGCUUUUGGUGAAAAAAAGCGCGACAAACCAGCCGUAUCGGAUGUAGACGUCCGCGCCAUGUCUGCCACCGCUAGCGAGUCGGCACUGGUUUACGAAAACUCAAGAUACUUAUGGAAAGCAGUCCAGGACUGCUGGAGUGAACGUGUCUUCCUGCCACCACUACUUCCCAACUUUUGCAAGCUUUGCUUACAGCUUCUCGCGUAUUACAUUGGAAUAUGGAAGGAGCCAUUAUUGAACGCAGUCGAGGUGCUGAACAGUAAGACGAAGGUAGAUUUUGGCGCCGUGCCGCUUCAGUUACUGACCACGGAAGAAGACUUGCUGUUUGCUGGAAGCGACUUCCACGUGCUCCACAAGAAGAUCUCUCGGGACCUCCUUGUGAUUGUGACGAAUUACGUGGAUACCUUCACAGACGACGGUCAGGCCUGCGUCGCAACGCUUUUCCACGAGCCACUUGCAUCGCUUGCGUCGCUUGAAAUGAGUUGCUGGUCUACUGCUGUAACAACAGUAUCGGCAGAAUGCAAGAAGGUGCUCCCAGCGAUCCGCACCGUGAAAGGCCAGUAUCAGAUGACAAACAAGCCUUCACCUACGAUCCCGUCAACAUACGUGCCUAACAUCAUUCGACCGAUACAAGAAUUUAUUGCGAAGUGGGGUGCUUACUUUGAUGAGGCUAAACGCCAACAACUGCUGGAGGCCAUUGUGGAGGAACUUGUAGCUGUGUACUCGACCUUGUCGUCGGAGCUGCUGCGAUCAGCGCUGGAACUUGAAGAAUCGCUCAAGAAUCGAAAACUGCAGCGAUAUUCUGGGUCCAGCUCGGCGGGAGCCGAUAAUGCCGUUGCUGACACGCAGAAAAUGCGCAUGCAGCUGCUGCUUGAUCUCGAUGAGGUUCAGCGAGAGGUCGCGGUGCUCGGGCUGGACGUGACACACUGCAAAGGACUGCAGGCAGCUAUCACCAAGCUCAGCAGCUGA